GGGGCGGGGCUUCCUAAGACUAUAUAAAGCAGACGCCGCGCUCGCCUCCAUUAGUUUCGUCGAGACCUAGCGUUCCGUCACUUCUCUUCUGUGAGGACUGCUGCUGCCACCGUCGUAGACAAUGCAGAUCUUUGUAAAGACCCUGACAGGCAAGACCAUCACCCUGGAGGUCGAGCCCAGUGACACCAUCGAGAAUGUCAAGGCAAAGAUCCAGGACAAGGAGGGCAUCCCCCCUGACCAGCAGAGGCUGAUCUUUGCAGGCAAGCAGCUGGAAGAUGGCCGCACCCUGUCCGACUACAACAUCCAGAAAGAGUCCACCCUGCACCUGGUCCUGCGCCUCAGAGGAGGGAUGCAGAUCUUUGUGAAGACCCUGACAGGCAAGACCAUCACCCUGGAGGUCGAGCCCAGUGACACCAUCGAGAAUGUCAAAGCAAAGAUCCAGGACAAGGAGGGCAUCCCCCCUGACCAGCAGAGGCUGAUCUUUGCAGGCAAGCAACUGGAAGAUGGCCGCACCCUGUCCGACUACAACAUCCAGAAAGAGUCCACCCUGCACCUGGUCCUGCGCCUCAGAGGUGGGAUGCAGAUCUUUGUGAAGACCCUGACAGGCAAGACCAUCACCCUGGAGGUCGAGCCCAGUGACACCAUCGAAAAUGUCAAGGCAAAGAUCCAGGACAAGGAGGGCAUCCCCCCUGACCAGCAGAGGCUGAUCUUUGCAGGCAAGCAGCUGGAAGAUGGCCGCACCCUGUCCGACUACAACAUCCAGAAAGAGUCCACCCUGCACCUGGUCCUGCGCCUCAGAGGUGGGAUGCAGAUCUUUGUGAAGACCCUGACAGGCAAGACCAUCACCCUGGAGGUCGAGCCCAGUGACACCAUCGAGAAUGUCAAGGCAAAGAUCCAGGACAAGGAGGAUCCCCCUGACCAGCAGAGGCUGAUCUUUGCAGGCAAGCAGCUGGAAGAUGGCCGCACCCUGUCCGACUACAACAUCCAGAAAGAGUCCACCCUGCACCUGGUCCUGCGCCUCAGAGGAGGGAUGCAGAUCUUUGUGAAGACCCUGACAGGCAAGACCAUCACUCUGGAGGUCGAGCCCAGUGACACCAUCGAGAAUGUCAAGGCAAAGAUCCAGGACAAGGAGGGCAUCCCCCCUGACCAGCAGAGGCUGAUCUUUGCAGGCAAGCAGCUGGAAGAUGGCCGCACCCUGUCCGACUACAACAUCCAGAAAGAGUCCACCCUGCACCUGGUCCUGCGCCUCAGAGGUGGGAUGCAGAUCUUUGUGAAGACCCUGACAGGCAAGACCAUCACCCUGGAGGUCGAGCCCAGUGACACCAUCGAGAAUGUCAAGGCAAAGAUCCAGGACAAGGAGGGCAUCCCCCCUGACCAGCAGAGGCUGAUCUUUGCAGGCAAGCAGCUGGAAGAUGGCCGCACCCUGUCCGACUACAACAUCCAGAAAGAGUCCACCCUGCACCUGGUCCUGCGCCUCAGAGGUGGGAUGCAGAUCUUUGUGAAGACCCUGACAGGCAAGACCAUCACCCUGGAGGUCGAGCCCAGUGACACCAUCGAGAAUGUCAAGGCAAAGAUCCAGGACAAGGAGGGCAUCCCCCCUGACCAGCAGAGGCUAAUCUUUGCAGGCAAGCAGCUGGAAGAUGGCCGCACCCUGUCCGACUACAACAUCCAGAAAGAGUCCACCCUGCACCUGGUCCUGCGCCUCAGAGGUGGGAUGCAGAUCUUUGUGAAGACCCUGACAGGCAAGACCAUCACCCUGGAGGUCGAGCCCAGUGACACCAUCGAGAAUGUCAAGGCAAAGAUCCAGGACAAGGAGGGCAUCCCCCCUGACCAGCAGAGGCUGAUCUUUGCAGGCAAGCAGCUGGAAGAUGGCCGCACCCUGUCCGACUACAACAUCCAGAAAGAGUCCACCCUGCACCUGGUCCUGCGCCUCAGAGGUGGGAUGCAGAUCUUUGUGAAGACCCUGACAGGCAAGACCAUCACCCUGGAGGUCGAGCCCAGUGACACCAUCGAGAAUGUCAAGGCAAAGAUCCAGGACAAGGAGGGCAUCCCCCCUGACCAGCAGAGGCUGAUCUUUGCAGGCAAGCAGCUGGAAGAUGGCCGCACCCUGUCCGACUACAACAUCCAGAAAGAGUCCACCCUGCACCUGGUCCUGCGCCUCAGAGGAGGGAUGCAGAUCUUUGUGAAGACCCUGACAGGCAAGACCAUCACCCUGGAGGUCGAGCCCAGUGACACCAUCGAGAAUGUCAAGGCAAAGAUCCAGGACAAGGAGGGCAUCCCCCCUGACCAGCAGAGGCUGAUCUUUGCAGGCAAGCAGCUGGAAGAUGGCCGCACCCUGUCCGACUACAACAUCCAGAAAGAGUCCACCCUGCACCUGGUCCUGCGCCUCAGAGGUGGGAUGCAGAUCUUUGUGAAGACCCUGACAGGCAAGACCAUCACUCUGGAGGUCGAGCCCAGUGACACCAUCGAGAAUGUCAAGGCAAAGAUCCAGGACAAGGAGGGCAUUCCCCCUGACCAGCAGAGGCUGAUCUUUGCAGGCAAGCAGCUGGAAGAUGGCCGCACCCUGUCCGACUACAACAUCCAGAAGGAGUCCACCCUGCACCUGGUCCUCCGCCUCAGAGGUGGAAUGAAGAUCUUUGUGAAGACCCUGACAGGCAAGACCAUCACCCUGGAGGUCGAGCCCAGUGAUACCACCCAGAAGAUCAAACAGGUUGAUGGACGUACCUUUCUCAACACAGUAUCUAGAAAGAGCCCUUCUUGUGGUUGUUCGUGGGCUUGAUGGGGAAUUGUCUUAGUUUCCCCAUAUGUUUUAAACUGUUCACCAGUUUCCUUGCCCUUUGAAUAAAGUAUUGCAUUCCCAAA
Acomys russatus (golden spiny mouse) is the source of this 2862-nucleotide messenger RNA. RefSeq names its product ubiquitin C (gene Ubc). Gene Ontology annotation, biological process: protein ubiquitination; modification-dependent protein catabolic process. The record is from RefSeq and is a predicted model, not a curated record. Lineage: Eukaryota; Metazoa; Chordata; Mammalia; Rodentia; Muridae. Gene Ontology annotation, molecular function: ubiquitin protein ligase binding; protein tag activity. Gene Ontology annotation, cellular component: cytoplasm; nucleus.